AUGGCCGAAAAUCAAAAUGCCUAUUACUAUUCAGGCGGUGACGGAAAUGACACACAACCUCGCCCUACUUUACCCAGAACUAGAUCUGUCGUUGGACCGAGACCACUUCCUGGUGGUUCCAACAGCUAUUCAAAGGAAUCGAGAGAUGCUUCUUACCAACAACAAAAACAAUAUAUUUUUGCUAAUGUUUCUGAAUAUGAUCCUGCUCCAGUUCAAAACUAUACCCCACAAAAUUUUAUACCUCCUCAACAAUAUAGGUUAGAUCCUUCCGAUCAACCUUUUCCACCUUUAGUUUCACCAAAACCACAAAAACCAAUACCUACUGUAACAAAGGACAUUUCGAAUGCUUUAGAAACGCAAUAUCCAGGUGUAAAUGAAUAUGAAAUACAAUAUAUUCCUACAACUUCUGACACUCCAAAAAGUUGGUAUAAAGGUGAUGAUGAAAAGUUGAAUUUAGCUUCGGAUCAAAAUCAAAGUCCUCAACCACAAAAUAACACAGAGUCGCGGUCAAAUAUUAUAAUCGCGUCUCAAGAAAGUCAAAUUUAUCAGUUACAUCAGGGCACAAAAGAAUUACCUUCCCAAGAUAAUCGUAGUAUUAUUUCGAAUAAUCAAAAUAAUCAAAAUAUAAAUAAUAAUCAAUCUUAUCAACCUUCUAAUAGCCCACUAAAUCAACGACAACUUGAUCAAAUUCAAACCCAUCCACAGCAGUACUCACAGCACCCACAUCAAACUUAUACGAUUUGUUUUAUUCAUAUUACAGAUGGUCCCCAUCAACAAAGUCAACAAUCAACUCCACCUUCUUCUAUACAUAAUACACCUAGACAAUCUUUAUCUCAGAGU
Molecule: messenger RNA, 840 nt
Organism: Funneliformis caledonium
Lineage: Eukaryota; Fungi; Glomeromycota; Glomeromycetes; Glomerales; Glomeraceae
Source: the annotation of a GenBank genome assembly